This is a messenger RNA of Cladophialophora immunda, 1411 nucleotides long. RefSeq lists its product as uncharacterized. The record is from RefSeq and is a predicted model, not a curated record. Gene Ontology annotation, biological process: pantothenate biosynthetic process. The transcript has a single exon. Gene Ontology annotation, molecular function: 2-dehydropantoate 2-reductase activity. NCBI's taxonomy places the organism in Eukaryota, Fungi, Ascomycota, Eurotiomycetes, Chaetothyriales, Herpotrichiellaceae. The coding region runs from base 115 to 1194 and encodes 359 amino acids. Gene Ontology annotation, cellular component: cytoplasm.
AAAAUAAACCAUUGUCUGAAGUACAGGCUCGCAGGCUUCUUCCUCCGCCAACAUCUCGCGGUGCGCUCAAAUUGACAUCAAGCAGAACAUAAGCGAACAAGACGUGGGGACAAAAUGGCGGAGAAGGCUCGAGUUCUCCUCGUGGGGAGUGGUGGCAUAGGAACGAUGACAGCUGUGAAUCUGGAAAAGGGCGGGCUGGCGACGGUGGCGGCUGUGUUGCGAUCGAAUUACAAGGUGGUCACAGAGAAGGGCUUCACCAUCGACUCGUGUGACCAUGGCAAGUUCGAUGGGUGGAGGCCAUCCGAAGUUCUGUCCAAGGUGCCAGACGUAACAGCACCCGAGGGAUCGACCAAACCAUUCGACUAUGUGAUCGUCACCACCAAGAACAUCCCAGAUGUCCCCCCGACCGUGGCCGACUUGAUCCGUCCAGCCGUGACACCCGGCCGCUCAGUCAUUGUGCUCAUCCAGAAUGGAUUGAACAUUGAGAAGCCACUGAUGCAGGCGUUCCCAGACAACAUCUGUCUCUCUGGCGUGUCAUUAAUGGGUGCCGAUGAACUGAGUCCAGGCCACAUCCUCCAGAACGAUGUCGAUAGGCUUUUCAUUGGCCCAUUCCUGUCGGCUAAGAUUGAUCAACAAAAGCAGAUCGCUGCUGCAGAGGAGUUUGUACGGAUAUACUCCGCUUCAGGCAAGGUCGAGUGCUCGUAUCAGUCUGAUGUGCUGUUUGUCCGGUGGAGGAAGCUCAUGUAUAACGCCGUGUGGAAUCCAAUCUGUGCACUGACCGACCUGGACACCACACGCUUUCGACUGGCAUCCGACGCUCAGGACCCCGCCAGCCCCCUCGACUUACUGGUGAGGCCCGCCAUGAAUGAGAUCCGUGCGGCGGCCAGAGGAGCUGCCAAUGUUGAGCUGCCUGAGUCACUGGUGGAGUCGAUGGUCGAGUGUGAUCCGAUGGAGAUAUUUUGUGCUCCAAGCAUGUUGCAGGAUCGGCGCAAGGGGCGGUUCAUUGAAUACGAGAACAUCCUGGGCGAAGCACUGAGAGAGGGCGAGAGGGCAGGGAUCCCAAUGCCGACGGUGAAGUGCCUAUACGGUCUUUGCAGGGCAGUUCAGUGGCGGACCAUGGAGCUGAACGGCUUGGUCGACGCCCAGAAGCUGCUGGAGGCCAGGAUGGCCAACCCCCGCCCAUCGGGUCCUUGAGACGCGACCGCCCUAGCCCCCAGAGCCCCCAGGGAAGCCCAAUAGUAACGCCCCCAAUGGAGUCGCGGCUGGCAAACCACGCAGAAUGCUUCGUUUGGAGGUGGGCCUAGGCUGAUCGAUGCUGCUUCAGGUUAACCCUGUGAUUGGGAGCCUCUGCGCGUCCGCAGUAGCGAGGUAGCAAUCUCGAGAGAAAGACUCUUUCGCCAACUCAAUCGAC